This is a messenger RNA of Gastrolobium bilobum, 2493 nucleotides long. Its product is annotated as ATPase 9, plasma membrane-type-like. The coding region runs from base 16 to 2493 and encodes 825 amino acids. The record is from RefSeq and is a predicted model, not a curated record. Lineage: Eukaryota; Viridiplantae; Streptophyta; Magnoliopsida; Fabales; Fabaceae. The transcript has 12 exons. Gene Ontology annotation, cellular component: plasma membrane. Gene Ontology annotation, biological process: regulation of intracellular pH; proton export across plasma membrane. Gene Ontology annotation, molecular function: P-type proton-exporting transporter activity; ATP hydrolysis activity; ATP binding.
GCUGCUGCAGCACUUAUGGCAGGUCUUGCUCCCAAAACCAAGGUUCUGAGAGAUGGAAGGUGGACCGAGCAGGAGGCUGCUAUAUUGGUACCAGGAGACAUAAUCAGCAUCAAAUUAGGAGACAUCGUCCCAGCUGAUGCACGUCUCUUAGAUGGAGAUCCCCUGAAGAUCGAUCAAUCUGCACUCACUGGUGAGUCUUUGCCUGUUACUAAGAACCCUGGUGAUGAAGUCUUCUCUGGCUCAACAGUAAAACAAGGAGAGAUUGAGGCUGUUGUAAUCGCUACUGGGGUACACACCUUCUUCGGUAAGGCUGCACACUUGGUGGACAGCACUAACCAAGUUGGUCAUUUCCAAAAGGUGUUGACAGCCAUUGGUAACUUCUGCAUUUGUUCAAUUGCUGUGGGCAUGAUCAUAGAGCUUGUUGUCAUGUACCCGAUUCAGCACCGCAAGUAUAGGAAUGGCAUUGACAAUCUCUUGGUGCUUCUCAUUGGAGGGAUUCCUAUUGCCAUGCCAACAGUGUUGUCAGUGACAAUGGCUAUUGGUUCCCAUAGGUUGUCCGAGCAAGGUGCUAUCACCAAGAGGAUGACAGCCAUUGAGGAGAUGGCUGGGAUGGAUGUUUUGUGCAGUGACAAGACUGGCACUCUAACACUGAACAAGCUUACUGUAGACAAGAGUUUGGUUGAGGUUUUUUCAAAAGAUACUGACAAGGAUCAAGUAAUUUUGCUUGGAGCUAGGGCCUCUAGGGUAGAGAACCAAGAUGCUAUUGAUGCUUGCAUUGUUGGAAUGUUGGGUGAUCCAAAGGAGGCUAGAGAUGGAAUUACAGAGGUGCAUUUCCUUCCCUUUAAUCCAGUGGACAAACGUACAGCAAUAACAUACAUAGACACUGAGGGAAAUUGGCACCGAGUAAGCAAAGGAGCACCAGAGCAGAUUAUCGAACUUUGCAAUCUUCGUGAAGAUGUGAAGAAGAAAGCUCAUUCCAUUAUAGAUAAAUUUGCUGAUCGUGGUCUUCGUUCCCUUGCUGUUGGAAAACAAGUGAUACCAGAAAAGAACAAGGAGAGUGCAGGAGGACCAUGGCAAUUUGUGGGUCUGUUGCCUCUCUUUGACCCACCAAGGCAUGACAGUGCAGAGACUAUUCGUCGUGCUCUCCAUUUAGGAGUGAACGUUAAGAUGAUUACUGGUGAUCAACUAGCUAUUGGGAAGGAAACUGGUCGCAGGCUUGGUAUGGGAAGUAACAUGUACCCUUCAUCCUCACUCCUUGGAGAGCACAAAGAUGAGUCUAUUGCUGGCCUUCCAGUUGAUGAACUUAUUGAGAAAGCUGAUGGCUUUGCUGGAGUCUUCCCAGAACAUAAAUAUGAGAUUGUGAAAAGACUUCAGGACAGGAAACACAUAUGUGGGAUGACUGGAGAUGGUGUGAAUGAUGCUCCUGCACUUAAAAGAGCAGAUAUUGGAAUUGCAGUGGCUGAUGCAACCGAUGCAGCUCGAGGUGCAUCUGAUAUAGUCCUCACGGAGCCAGGUUUGAGUGUCAUUGUGACUGCAGUCAUGACAAGCAGAGCCAUUUUUCAGAGAAUGAAGAACUACACAAUAUAUGCUGUUUCUAUAACAAUCCGAAUUGUGUUGGGCUUUAUGCUUCUUGCUCUCAUCUGGAAAUUUGAUUUCUCUCCUUUUAUGGUUUUGAUCAUUGCCAUACUUAAUGAUGGGACUAUCAUGACCAUUUCCAAGGAUAGGGUGAAGCCAUCUCCUAUGCCAGAUUCAUGGAAGCUGAGAGAGAUUUUUGCCACAGGCAUAGUGCUUGGUGCAUACCUAGCUGUUAUGACUGUAGUCUUCUUCUGGGCUGCUCAUGCAUCUGACUUCUUCACGGACAAAUUUGGCGUGAGAUCUAUCAGGGACAGUCACCAUGAACUGACAGCAGCUGUUUACCUUCAAGUGAGUAUUGUAAGUCAAGCUCUCAUCUUUGUUACUCGGUCAAGGAGCUGGUCUUACAUUGAACGUCCUGGAGUCCUUCUUGUUGUUGCCUUUCUGAUAGCACAGCUGAUUGCCACAAUCAUAGCUGUGUAUGGAGACUGGGGCUUUGCAAAAAUGAAAGGAAUUGGAUGGGGUUGGGCUGGUGUCAUUUGGCUCUACAGCAUUGUUUUCUACAUUCCCUUGGAUAUCCUUAAAUUCAUCAUCCGAUAUGCAUUGAGUGGCAAGGCGUGGAAUAAUAUUACUGAGAAUAGGACUGCUUUCACAUCAAAGAAGGAUUAUGGAAGGGGAGAGAGAGAAGCACAAUGGGCUGCAGCUCAACGCACACUACAUGGCCUCAAUCCUCCUGAAACAGACCAAAUCUUGAAUGAAAAUAAUAACUACAGGGACUUGUCUGAACUUGCAGAACAGGCUAGGAAACGUGCUGAAGUUGCAAGGUUAAGGGAGCUUCACACACUGAAGGGGCAUGUCGAGUCUGUUGUGAAACUCAAGGGACUUGACAUUGAAACAAUUCAGCAGCACUACACUGUUUGA